Dendronephthya gigantea is the source of this 3281-nucleotide messenger RNA. RefSeq lists its product as uncharacterized. The transcript is spliced from 3 exons. The record is from RefSeq and is a predicted model, not a curated record. Bases 427 to 3258 code for a protein of 943 amino acids. Lineage: Eukaryota; Metazoa; Cnidaria; Anthozoa; Malacalcyonacea; Nephtheidae.
CAUAUUCAGUGCAUAAUAUUCAAGUUGAUUCAUUCAAAAGAGAUGUAAAAGUGUUAUUUAAUUUUGACUUAUCCGUCGUUUCAGCUAUAAACGGGUUUCAUACAACCGGCCCCCGGUAUAUCGAGCCAGUAAAGUAGCCAGCUCGACGAUUAAGUGUCUCUAUGCAAAUUAAAAGUUAUACCAUUAUUCAAUUCUUCAGAAAUUAAUAUAUUUUCAAAGUCAAUUAACACGAAAAUAUACUUGCACAGCGACACAAUUUUGUCGGACUGGCUUCGCUACUAUUUCAUCUAGCUGAAUUCUACACUGAUUGGAUAAACCCAACUGGUAGACAAGUAUUGAAGUGUGCUACCUGUCAGGUUAUAUCUGUUUAAAUGUGACCUUUAUUGUCAAAGAGGAUGAAAGCAACUACUAAUCGAAAAGUUUAAGAUGAAAUUCGCAAAACUGGUCAUAAUUUUAGUUGCUCUGUCUGCCACAUUCGUGUUUAUAUUUAACUACAAAAUGUUGGAUAUUAUUCUGAGAAUGAAAGGAAAUAUCGCAUUCCGUUCCUCAAUUAAUUUGAGGCUCUCCAUUGUUGAAAAAGAUGACAGUGAAGACAUCGUAAAAGAACCCAGUAGUUCAAACGAGCAAGUUCAACCAAUCCACUCUGAUUACCCAACCUAUCACACUUUUGAGGCAAUGCUACACGACGACACGCAUGAGUCAAACAACAGAGCCUUUCCAGCAUACUCUUCGUGCCCAUAUCGGGGAAUAAGAAAGCCAAGGGAAACGAGUGAUUCUAAAACCCUGGUUCCAGAGUGUCGUAGAAGAAAGUCAACUUCUCGUGAUUGCGAAGACGUGAUCAAAUAUUUCGGUCCUCACGGAACAAUGACACCAGGGAAGUGCGAUAUUGAAGAUGCUGUUAAAAUAUGUUCCAUAUCUGGUGGGGAAAAUUACAAAAGAGAGCAAGUCCAAGUAUCAUGCAAUGAUAGUCACUGCAGAGGAAAAACUAUUUUACUUGGACUGUUUAAUGAAAAGAUGGGAAAAGUUACAUGGCGCAAAUUGAAUGAUACAGACGACUUAAAUGCGCAACUUAAACAACACAUUCUGUCUUCAACCUUUGGGCCCGGAUUUGCAUUGUUAAAAUGCGGGAAAGGUACCCAGGUCUUAAGUUUUCCAACUAUUUUAAAACGGGUUAAACCUUCUCGAAGGCUGAAGAAGAGAAGACCAUUCAAUAUCAACGUCGUAGUUGAGGACUCGUUAUCUCGCGCGCACUUUUACAGAACUCUCUUAAAAACUGCGUCGACUUUUAGAGAUAUUGUUUAUAAUCAAACAAUUCCAUCGACCCUCCUGGAGUUUGAAAAGGUUCAAGGCUAUGAAACAAACACAUAUAAAAACCUUCAGAGACUGUUUGCAGGACGAAAAUACUUACACGUUAAAAAGAACUGCAAAUAUACUCUCGAGGAAUUUAAAGCAAAUGGUAGCACGUUUAACUGUACGCAUGGAAUCGAAGAGAUGUUUGCUCGAUAUAAAAACGCUGGAUAUAGUACACUGCUUCAAGAAGAUAACUGUUGGUAUGACUCGUGGGGUUCGUUCAUGGAUCCACGCGAAAACAUAGGUCCAGUUAGGAGCAAGAUGGAGCGGCUUAGCAGAUGGAAGGAUUUUGUUCAGCUUGUUCAACUAUCGGGUCGUGGAAAGGUGGUUGAUGAUUAUGGGAUGUCUAUAUUAACUUGUGAUGUUUACAGAAAGUUUAAAGUGACAAACCCUUAUAAUUCGAAAACUGUUCCAAACGUUUGCUUCGCCGGGAGGCAUUAUGCAUCAUUCUUCUUGGAGUAUGUGAAAAAGUACACAGAGCUCAAUGAUAUGGCCGAUCAGCCGUUCAUAGCGUAUACACAUGUGUUGACAUCACACGAUACUAAUGGAAGACGUAUAGUCAAUGAUGACGAAAGUCUUUCAGAGUUAUUUCGACACGCAGCACAUUUACGAAACACUUUGACGAUCUUUGCCUCAGACCAUGGCGGAAAAGUGAUUAAUUUUGCAGCAUAUUCAACACAAGGAAGAGAAGAGGUCUUCCAACCUUUGUUGUUUAUGAUCAUUCCACACGAAGUCAGCAAGUUGCUUGGUUCAGAAGCAAUGAAUGCAUUGGUGCUCAAUCAAAAUCGUUUGGUAGGCGUUGAAGAUCUGUACAACUCAUUGGUCUCGAUUAUAGAACCUCGCGUGAAAAAACAGACGGAAAAUGCAGCCUCGAACCCAGAACAUUCCAACCAGGACACUGCAGGUUCUAAUCCGAAACAUUUAGCUGCGUUCGCUGACCCAAUUUCAAAAACUUUUAGGGAAGAGGAAGGACUUGAUGGACCUCUGAUAAAAUCACGUCUGCAAGGUUUAUUUAGACCAGUAUUUUUAAACCGCACUUGCAAAGAAAUGAAAAUAAGUUCGGUUGCAUUAUGCCUGUGCGAUGGCAUGGAAAACACGAUCUCGAACGACACUGGUACAGUCAGGUGGGCGGCUGAGUUUGUGCUGGGAACCUUAAAUAACAGAAUUCAGGAACAGUACACAACAACUCUGAAGACUCAGCUGGGAAAGAUGGCUACGUCUAAAUUCUUUGGUUACGGCGCUUGUCAGAGGUAUGUAAUUACGGGUGUGACAAAUGCGCGGCAAGUCGUCGUUGGCAUCAACCAAAAGCUAUUGUUCACUUUACUGGCAAAACCCAUUGACCGAAAGACUGCGGAAAUUUUUGACGUCGAAUUGACGUUUCCCAUGAAAAUAGGUGAGCAUGGUAUAAUUUUGAAUAAUCUGGUUCGUGUAUCCCGGUUUAAUGAGUAUGAAAUGUGCUCGGAUACGGGCGUUGAUCCAAAGCUGUGCGCAUGUCAUCCUUAUAAAACUAACAACACCUUGUGGAGGAGGAAAUUGUUUUCGAUGGUGACUUCACAAGCCACUUUAGGAAUGAAACCUCAGACACAGUUUCUUGAUAAGCCGUGUCUUGUGAUAAUUGCUCGGGUUAAAACGAUACAAAUACGCCCUGGACGUUGGCAAAAUGCCACGGAGACAUACGAAGCAAUCAACCGGUGCAAAAAUGUGAAAUACAAAUUAAGAAUUUCGUUUAGACGCGCCAUUAAAACGAGGAUUUCAUUGAAAUAUCCUGCAAUUGUAACUCUACUGCCGAAGACAGUCACAUUCCUUUAUACGGCUAUAAACAACUGGAGAUUUGGCAAAGCUGUGCCUAAAUUUAGUUUUAAAAAGACUGUAUUAUAUCGCAGUAAUACAACGGACAAGAAACUGUAAUGUAUGUUUGAUGGAUGGAUGGA